CAUGGCCAUUGGAUUUCCUUUAGUGCGUGUGUUUUAAGAUAUUGUUUUAAAUAUGUUUGUUAUCGCGACUUUUAUUUUGAAUUUUUUUUUAUUGCUGCGUUAUAUCCGAUUUCACAUCCAGGGCACGCUUAAGGCACAUGUCUGCCGGGUGAAUAUCUAUAAGAAUGAGCAAGAAACAGACAGCAUAGGUUUGUCAGGGCAGAUUCAGGAUGUCACACAAGAAGCUUUACAGAUGGUUGCGACGGGGAUCAACACUACUUGCGAUGAGAUUUCCUCAUUUGGUCUAUACAACUACACCAAACCUCAUGCUCUACAGACGAAGGACUGUGAACUUAGCUGGCACGCACCGGAUGGUACUGUGCUGGGACAUGGAGACUUUCUGAUUCGUCAGGUCUGUGACACUGGCAUUCGCCUCAUUGCACGCUGUUUUAACACACAUGCAAGUGGACUGAAGGAGUUCGUGUAUAAUGUUGUCAACAGCACCAUAUCACCCCCUGAUGCUUCUGAAACUGCUGAGGAACAAGCAGGUUUUGGUGGCAGCAGUACCAGCAUCAGCACCAUCUCUGUGACUGUGUCCUUGGUUGUGUUUGUUGGAGUCCUGUGUGCAUUUGUGUGCUACAGAAGAAGGAAGAAGGUUAAAGGCUGGUGGACAAAGAUGUACAAUGGUGUAUUUGGAAGAGCGAGUGAAAACCCUGUGAUGGGUUGGCACUCCGUCCAGGGUGUAUCCUGCCUUGAUGCCCGAUGACGCCUGAGAUAGGCACAGGCUCCCCGUGACCCGAGCACUGUCCUGUGAAGAUUCCAGUUUGACCUCAGCGCCUCCAUCCAGCCUGCUGUCUUCCUGUCAUCGCACUUUUCUUUCUGUUCCUGCACUUUAAUAUUUAGAACACUUUUUAUUCCCAGAAGAAAUUAUUGAUUGCAUCAACUGAGGCCUUUUUUUUUUAAAAAAAAGUUUUUUAAAUUUUUAAUCUGAUCAAUGCAAUUUUAUAUUUCACCUUUUUUAACCUUUUCUUAGCAGCAUUUUGGCAUAAAACACUUUUAUAUGCAUUACUUCACUCAUUAUAAUGUUUUUUGCUGCAAUGAUGAAAAUCAACAUGUCAAAAGCCAAAGUACAUCAAAACAAUGUCCUUUUACUAGUAAUUAGUUUAAAUCACACUUUAUUCUGUGUGUGUGUGUGUGUGUGUGUGUGUGUGUGUGUGUGUGUGUGUGUGUGUGUGUGUGGUGCAAAUGCAAGCCAUUUGUUGUUUUAUCCUUUUCCCAUUCCAUUUUUAAGAUAACUCCUGGUUCUCAUUCCACUUCUUUAUUUGCACUGUAUUAAAUAGAACCUUGGUUAUGACAAUUACAAACUAUAAUACUGUCUAUUGUUUACUCAGUGACUUCUAUGUGUAUGUACAUCUAUUAACAUAGGAGUCUUAAUUAUGCCCAAAAAUGAAUUAUACUUUGGAACAGAAUAAAUGGAAAAUAAAGUGCAUGUGUUUUAAUCUUUA
Tachysurus vachellii is the source of this 1484-nucleotide messenger RNA. RefSeq lists its product as uncharacterized. Lineage: Eukaryota; Metazoa; Chordata; Actinopteri; Siluriformes; Bagridae. The coding region runs from base 53 to 745 and encodes 230 amino acids. The record is from RefSeq and is a predicted model, not a curated record. The transcript has 9 exons.